ACUUGGGCGGAGGAAGAGAGGGGUGAGGAGAACUACCAGCCACUCCCCUUCUAACCUUUUCUCACCAACUCGCUUCUAGAAAAACUCUCUCCCAAACUCCUACCCCUUCCGGUCCUUUCAGCCGGAGUCAAACGCCUAUAAAUCCCCAUCCCCCUUCCAAGAGAGAGCUUACACUGCACGCAUAGAAGAGGGAAGAGUGAGUGAGAGAAAGAGAGAGGAAGUUGGGUAAAAAAAAACACUAAAGAGUCAUGGGAAGGUCUCCAUGCUGCGAGAAAGCCCACACCAACAAGGGGGCAUGGACUAAGGAGGAGGAUGAGCGCCUCAUCGCCCACAUCCGAGCCCACGGCGAGGGCUGCUGGCGCUCCCUCCCCAAGGCCGCUGGCCUCCUCCGGUGCGGCAAGAGCUGCCGCCUCCGAUGGAUCAAUUACCUCCGUCCUGACCUCAAGCGGGGCAACUUCACCGAAGACGAAGACGAGCUCAUCAUUAAGCUCCAUAGCCUCCUUGGUAACAAAUGGUCUCUGAUAGCUGGAAGACUGCCAGGAAGGACAGACAACGAGAUAAAGAACCACUGGAAUACUCACAUCAAAAGGAAGCUUUUGAGUCGAGGAGUAGACCCGACAACCCAUCGGCCGAUCAACGAGCAUGCUUCUUCCAACAUAACCAUCUCCUUCGAGAGGAGAGAGGAGAAGGGUGCUGGGUUUGGACAUGAGGAGAGGAGCAGCAGUGAGGAGUCAUCGACAUGGCGGCAGCAGCAGCUGAAGUGUCCAGACCUUAAUUUAGAGCUUUGUAUAGGCCCUCCCGUCCAACAAGAGUCAUUGGAGCCUGUGAAGAGGGAGGGAACCCUCUGUUUCAGCUGCAGCUUGGGGUUGCAGAAGAGCAACGAGUGCAAGUGUAAUGGCUUCCUUUGCCUCAGCACUGCAGUGCUAGAUUACCGAAGCCUAAAGAUGAAUUGAUAUAGAGCAAGGAGUAUUUCAGAAUUUUAAACUUUAGAGGUUAGAGGGAGAUCAGGGAGGAAAUAUCAAGAGCUUGCAUCUUGAGGGACUCUUUAUUUUCUCUUCUUUCUGUUUUGUAUAAUUAUUACAACAAAUAAUAGUAGAUGUCUCUGAUUAUUCAUAAAAAU
Molecule: messenger RNA, 1120 nt
Organism: Elaeis guineensis (African oil palm)
Lineage: Eukaryota; Viridiplantae; Streptophyta; Magnoliopsida; Arecales; Arecaceae
Product: MYB31 transcription factor31
Source: RefSeq, a predicted model, not a curated record